AUGAAUUCCAAAGGAACUGUUUGUAAUAAAACAAAAUCACAACGAUCUGGAAAUCCUUCUAUGGUAGGUGGAAGUUGCGCUAUCAAUGUUGAUUUUGAAGAUUGUAUUCGAAAUAUAUUUCCAUUUACUAAUAAAUACGGAUCAAAACAAAUUCAUUGGUUUGGAUUUUUAUCAUUUCCUGAUGAAAAUACAAAUUUAGUAAAAAAAACAGAUAAUACAUCCAUAAAAAGGAAUUCUCAAUUACAGGUUAAUUAUAUACAAAAAGAAGAUAAAAGUUAUGAGUAUAUUCCAACAAAUUUUAUUUGUUAUUUUGAUAUGCAAAGACUUGUAUUAAGUAAAGCUGAUUUUUCAAAAAAUAAAGUAUUUGGUGUAAAUGGACCACCAUUUAAAAAAAAUUUUGUAAUUACUGAUGAAGGAGAUAAAAAAAAAUGUGAAUAUAUAAAAUUAGGAAUUAUUUUAAGAUUUACAGCUGAUGGAAAAUAUCAAUUAACUGAUAAAAUAGCACCUGUUGUAAGUAAUUGUAAAACUAAUCUACAAACAAGAGAAGUUGAAAAAAGUUAUGAUGUAUGUCCAUUAAAAGAAAAAGAUAAUUUUGAAAAUAGUAAGAUAUCAGUUGAAAAAAGUCAAAUGUCAAGAACAAGUGUAAGUAUUCAUCUAGAUAAUUCAAAGAAAAUAUCUGAAGAAGAUGAAGAAGAGUAUAAAAAAAUGAAAAUUCAUCCAAAAAGUGGUCUACCAACUACUCUUAUUUCUCCAGUUUUAGAUAAUGUUACUGUUACAAUUAAUGAUGAUAAUAUAAAUUUUAAAGAUGAUAUCAAUAGACCAGAUAAAUCUAUUUUUAAAUAUGUAAAUGAAGAAUAUAAAAGAAAAUAUAUUAUUCUUGGGCAUGACAAUGCUCCAAUGUUAUAUAAACUUAAUUUCAAACGUCUUGAUAAAAAUUUACUCAUUCUUAUUCCUGGAUUUGGUAGAUCUAGUUAUUGUCAUGCACUUACAAGACAAAAUGUAACUUCAAUUAAUAUAUCAACUUCUAAAAGGCGUAGAAAAACAAAAAUUGAAAAAAUUUCUACCAAACGCAAAAAUAGAUCCCCUCCAGCAGGAGGGGCAAAAUAA
This is a messenger RNA of Strongyloides ratti, 1107 nucleotides long. RefSeq lists its product as hypothetical. The transcript is spliced from 2 exons. The coding region runs from base 1 to 1107 and encodes 368 amino acids. Lineage: Eukaryota; Metazoa; Nematoda; Chromadorea; Rhabditida; Strongyloididae. The record is from RefSeq and is a predicted model, not a curated record.